AUGCGUCUCUCCGCCACAAUCGGUGCUACACUUGCACUCUGCACUUCUGCGCUCGCGUGGGACAUCUCGUUUUACACCGACUCGAGUUGUGGUCAAGACAAUGGCGACUACGUCACCUAUACUGGCAGUUCAGGCGGCCAUUGCCAAUGGCUGGGCGCUAAGCCCCCAAGCUGGGCUACGUGUAAAAAGUUCACGAAUGGUGGGGUUAGUGGCCCUUUUGAUUGCACCGCAGGUGAUUUUACGGAUGCCAAAUCGUUUGCUAUUGCCAGCGGCGAUUUCUAUCUAGCCGACGCUCGCUCUGCGAACAGCCGUAACUGUCAGACCGGAUUUGGCAGUUCUCAAAAGGGAUGCCAGAGUAUCCAUGUUAGAGGCUUUACCCCAAAUUAA
Penicillium waksmanii is the source of this 387-nucleotide messenger RNA. RefSeq lists its product as uncharacterized. NCBI's taxonomy places the organism in Eukaryota, Fungi, Ascomycota, Eurotiomycetes, Eurotiales, Aspergillaceae. The coding region runs from base 1 to 387 and encodes 128 amino acids. The transcript has 2 exons. The record is from RefSeq and is a predicted model, not a curated record.